GCAAACGGCGCCUCGCGCGGCGACCUCAACAGCGGCUUCCUCGACCAGAUCCAAGCGCUCUGCUGGAUGCAGACGUGCAUCGCCAAAGUCGGCGGGGACCGCACGAGGGCGACGAUCAACGGCGCGAGAGCGCGGGCGCGUCCGUCUGUCGCGCUGCGCAUGACGAUCGGGGCUGGUUGGGCAGGGUUGUUUGGGCAGGGUAUUGCGCAGAGCGUGUAUCGGACGCAGUUGGCGGGGCCGCGGGCGCUUGUUCAUCGGUUUGAGUUCUAUGCGGAGCAGGCGGGGUGCGGGGGCGCGCGGACGAGGGAGGAGACUGUGGGGUCUUUGGGGAAGGCGGAUAUGGUGACGCUGGGGAAGGCGCAGGAUGCGGCGAACGGGCUCUGUUCGAGCCUGCGCUGGGCUUUCACAGACCACCCGAGCGCGCUGUUCCAGGCCGGGGACUUUGCAAAGGCGCCGCUCAUCGUCGGCGCAACAUCCAACGAAACACUCUCAAGCGGAACCGACAUCCCCAGCGCGCUCAAGAGCUUCUUCCCCGCGAUCACGGACGCAGACGUCGGCGCGAUUGUCGCUGCGUACCCCGCCGACGACUUUACGGGUGCGGAACAGGUGAUGCAGUUCGCGACGGGCGAUGCGGAGUUGCGGUGUGGGAGAGAGGUGAUGAGCGGGGCGGCUGCGAAGAGCGAGGUGAAGACGUGGACGUAUACGUACAACCAGGCGAACCCAACAGGCGGGUCGGAUGCCGCUGGGCAUGCUGCUGAGAACUGGAUGGUGUUCCGCGGGUCGAACACCGGGGCGGACGGCACAGUGACAGUCACCCCGCAAUCCCCCGUCGAGCUCGCAUUCGCAGCGGAGCUGAUCGCGUACCGGCUCUCGUUCGUGCGCGCGGGGGACUCGAACGCGUUUAAGCUCGCGAUGUCGCCGCCGUGGGAUGGGUACGGCGCCGACGGGUCGGGUGGGCAGGCAGUGCGGAUAGAGAUGCAGCAGGACUCGCGGAACGGCACGAGUGCGUCGGGGAGCUAUACGGAGAGGCAGCUGGGGGAGGAGGGUGAGAGGUGUGUGUUGGUGGGUGGGAUGGUUGAGGAUUUGGAGAAUUAG
Coniophora puteana RWD-64-598 SS2 is the source of this 1095-nucleotide messenger RNA. RefSeq names its product alpha beta-hydrolase. The record is from RefSeq and is a predicted model, not a curated record. The transcript has 7 exons. The annotation marks the transcript as partial. NCBI's taxonomy places the organism in Eukaryota, Fungi, Basidiomycota, Agaricomycetes, Boletales, Coniophoraceae.